AUGGCGUCUUCUAUAGUGCAGCACGUUGUGGCAGAUUCAGGGGCUUUCUUAAGGAAUGCAGCCCUUCGGGAGAUCGGUGGCAGUAUCUACACUGUACGGGAGGUGGUGAGUGAGAUUCGGGAUAAGGAGACCCGGAGGCGGCUGGCUGUGCUUCCCUACGAGCUGCACUUUAAAGAGCCGAGUACUGACAGCAUACAGCUCGUGACGGAAUUUGCCAAAAAGACCGGCGACUAUGCUAGUCUUUCGGCUACCGACCUCAAGGUACUGGCCCUCGCCUACCAGCUGGAGGUCGAGCAUGUUGGACGGACACAUCUCCGAAAUGAACCGCCCGAGAAGGUCUCCGUUAGUUCUACGGCUCAGCACCCAGAGGCACCUGUUAACGUUGCUGGAUUUCAUUUUCCUUCAAAGCACGGGAACAAGAAGGAAGGUGUACAGCGCACCCCAGCUGCGGGAGAAUCUACGUCUCCUCUCCAGAAAACAGAGGAGGAAAAGUAUGAUUCUUUCUUGUUCUGGAGAACUCCUCUGCCCAACAUUGAUGAUGAUCUGAUGGAACUGAUGAAUGCACAGGUGACAUCUGUGACAAGCAGCGAAGAGCACGAUGUGACGGCUCGUCUCCAUCUGCCCGAAGAUCAGAGCAAUGCGGUGGACCCGUCAACAGAGGUUCACAUUUCAAAUGAGCGUGAUGAUGAAGAAGAAGAAGAAGAGGAGGAGGAGGAGGAUGAUGGUGGUGGUUGGAUUACACCUAGUAAUAUUAAACAGAUCCACCAAGAGAUGGGGGUUCGGGAGGCUCCAGUGAAUGUGGUGGUUGGGUGCCUCACCACAGAUUUUGCCAUGCAGAAUGUUCUCAUUCAAAUGGGUUUGCACGUCUUGUCUGUGGACGGGAUGCUCAUUCGACAGACGCGAAGUUACAUCUUACGCUGCCACGGCUGCUUCAAGACAACCUCUGACAUGACCAAGUCUUUCUGUCCGCACUGUGGGAAUAUGACCCUGAAGAAGGUGGCGGUGUCAGUGAAGGAGGAUGGAAGUCUCAACAUGCACUUCUCGAAGAACCCGAAAGUAUUCUGUACACGUGGGAUGAGGUAUUCGCUGCCGCUGCCGAAGGGUGGGAAACAUGCCACGAACCCCCUCCUAGUACCAGACCAACAUUUCCCCCAGCAGCGGCUCUCUAAGAAAGCGAAAGCCAAGACCGACGUCUUCAACCCGGAUUACGUUGCAGGGGCUUCUCCCUUUGUAGAAAACGACAUCUACAGCCGCGCGGCUAACUUGCAGAUCCGCGACAGCACGUUGGGGGCUGGACGUAGGCGCGUGAACCCCAACGCACCUAAGAAGAAGUUUGUGAAGAAGAGAUAAGGUGCCUGGAUUGAUCAAAUAACUGCUGGUAUAAGUGCCUUGUUAUUUGUAAACCUGGAAGACACACAUUGGGAGUUACUCUGCCUCUUAUUAAUGCAUUUUUUGGCAGCUGCAGAGGUUGGUGGGAAACUGCAAUAAAAGGGCUGGAAUAAAAGGGAGAUAAUAAGGCCCCCCAUCCAAUAUAGUGGCUUCAGGAUGUAUUUUGCAGCGACGCAUGUACUGAACACGAAUGCUCUUGUGACUCCACUGCAACUAAUCCCAGAGUGGCUGCAUCUAAAACAACUCAAUACCCAACAGGGCGGACAAAUGUGUGGACAUAAUAAACAUCCUUUCGGAAAGCUCUACUUUACGUUAAAACAUUUUGUUGCAAAGAAUAAAUGAAAUAUAAUUUAAACAUA
Molecule: messenger RNA, 1748 nt
Organism: Spea bombifrons (plains spadefoot toad)
Lineage: Eukaryota; Metazoa; Chordata; Amphibia; Anura; Pelobatidae
Gene: NOB1
Product: NIN1 (RPN12) binding protein 1 homolog
Exons: 9
Coding region: 1-1350 (449 amino acids)
Biological process (GO): ribosomal small subunit biogenesis; maturation of SSU-rRNA
Cellular component (GO): preribosome, small subunit precursor
Molecular function (GO): RNA endonuclease activity
Source: RefSeq, a predicted model, not a curated record